Morchella importuna is the source of this 1737-nucleotide messenger RNA. RefSeq lists its product as uncharacterized. The record is from RefSeq and is a predicted model, not a curated record. NCBI's taxonomy places the organism in Eukaryota, Fungi, Ascomycota, Pezizomycetes, Pezizales, Morchellaceae. The transcript has 2 exons. Bases 1 to 1737 code for a protein of 578 amino acids.
AUGGCCAACGCGGCUUUCCUCGCCUCGUUCGCCUGGCAGAUUGCAUAUUCCCUGGCGGCUCCUACUCCAGGCACCACCACCCCCGCCACCCCCGUCGCCGACCCGGGCUGGAAAAAGGAGCCGAGAGGGCGGGGGACCUUCAGCAUCCUCUCGAGCUCCGUAUUGACUCUUGCCCUAUGCGUCUGGACAGCCAUUCAUCCGAACAUCAGGCCGGGUGUCUCGUCCAGGCGGAGGGUAGUGCAUAAACUCCUCCUCGUCAUCCUCGGGAUGUUGGCCCCGGAGGUUGUGCUGGCAAUCGCCAGUGGCCAGUGGCGGGAGGCGCGAAGGUUCCACCGGAACUGGUGUAAGUUUUAUGGUGUAGAUCCCGGCAGUAAGGGGGACACCCUUCGCAUGCAGGGUGCAUUUUUCGUGACUAUGGGCGGAGUGUCACUCGUACCGGCGCGCACGAUACCAGCAUCGAUCCACAAUACUGUCAGCCCGGACGGUUACCUCAAGCUGAGUCGGACGGGGGUCAGCCUGGAGGUUAUUGAGGCGACCAGGACGGAGGUCGAGGACGGGUCCGAGCUGGAGAGGCUCAUUUCGGCGAAGCCGGAACCUGGGGGGGUAGGGGAACCGGCCAAGAAGUCUCCGGAGGAAGGAAUCCUAAAGAAAGAAUUCAUACACUUUCUCGAUGUGCAGGACAAGGCGAAAGCGGAGAUGCUGGGCAAGACCCUGGCGUGUCUGCAGGCACUGUGGAUGCUUAUGCAGUGCAUUGUGCGCAAGGCCGGCGGUCUCCCCGUUACCCUCCUAGAGAUCCAUGUCGCGAUGCAUGUCGUCUGUGCCGUCGGAAUGUACGGCUUCUGGUUGAACAAGCCGCAGGACGUAGGCGAGCCGAUCUCGGUUAUUACUCACGGUGACCGAACGCAGAAUCUCGUGGAGGUUGCGUAUAACCAGAAAUGGUACAACAACGAGUACACCGGCCUGAAGGUUGAGGUGGGGGAGUUCAACGAGUUCAGACGAGACAGAACCGACGAUGAGAUUCACGAUGUCCAGCCUUUACCCACGACAACGAGUGUCCUCUUUCUUGGUUAUAAGAAAAAAGCCCCCGAUGACGAUGAGGACGAUGACCCUGCACGCUUAGUAGUGCCAUACGAGCACGUGCUUGAUCUCGUCCAUAUACGUAUCGGCUUUCCCAAGCGGCACAAAAAAGAGAAAUACGAUAUCCGUAUGCCCUAUGGAGCCCUCAGCUUUUACACACAUGCUGCUCAAGCUAUCGGCGCUGGCAGGCGACCUGCAUUGCCCCUGGUGGACUUAAUGCCACUCGUCUCCCUUGGCGACGCCAAGCUCGCCUUGGACGACACACACGUCUCGCACGCAUUUCCUGCCAUCUUCAUCAUACUUGCAUACGGCGGCUGCCAUGCAGCUGCUUGGAAUACCCAUUUUCCAUCACCCGUGGAAUGCUUACUUUGGCGCUUGUCCUCGGUGGUGAUUGCUGUUCUCCCCGGGUACUGUUUGUUUGCCUAUUCGUUGCACAACAGCGGCCGUCACACUCUUUACCAUAUAUUCACACUCUUUAUGCGUAAGGUCCCUGGGCGUCUAUUCUUCCGCGCGUUCGUGGUCCCCGUUGUAACCAUCUUGACCCUGGCCGUUAUCUUUGGGCGAGUAUAUCUACUCAUAGAGUCUUUCCUGAGUCUUAGAAGUCUGCCUUGGGGUUCUUUUGAUAGCACGCCGUGGGAGGAUUACUGGCCCCACUUUUGA